Stereum hirsutum FP-91666 SS1 is the source of this 831-nucleotide messenger RNA. RefSeq lists its product as uncharacterized. Lineage: Eukaryota; Fungi; Basidiomycota; Agaricomycetes; Russulales; Stereaceae. The transcript has 4 exons. The coding region runs from base 1 to 831 and encodes 276 amino acids. The record is from RefSeq and is a predicted model, not a curated record.
AUGCGUUUGUUAUUGCACUUGACAACAACUCUCAUCUCCCUUCUUCCUUGUGCCCUCGCUCUCAGUGUUUCUGGGACGGACUCUGCGAAGAGAGCUCAAAAGACGCUGACCGAUGGGACACAGAAGGACGUUAUUCAAGGGAAGGUAGGAACUGUGGCAUGGCAGUCGACUGGUACACAAAUUUUCUGUCGCAUUUGCUGGAUUCCUGAUUUGUAUGCGGCGCUAACUCCCCUUUCAAUACCAGGGAUUUUGAUCGACGGGUGCCCCAGUAAUAUAACCAUCAAGGACUGCUACACUCUUCAACUGACCAACGAUCCAACCAAAAUGCUUGACCCGAACCCGACUAGCCCCAGGCAAAGGGUCGAGUUUGGCAUUGGCAAGACAAAGGACGAUGUGCCCAAGUCGUACACAUGGAAGUACUACCUGUCCUCCAAGACCGGAACAGGAAAGAGCUUCUUCCAUCUCAUGCAAGUCAUAUCGGACGGUUACCAUGGCCCCGUCAUAACCCUCGACGCCGAAGCCGGUAAAGUUGCCAUCAAGGACAUGAAGGGCUUCCAUCCUUGUCCGUCUUCUGGCUGCCCCAGUGUCGCACUGGCAGACUUUACGGAUCGCGUCACAUUGCACUCGAUGAACGUCACUUUCGGAGACAAUGGGAAGUUAGCGUACAAGGUGACGGACGAGAAGACAGGGAAGACAUUGAUCAACUACUCGGCUAAUAAGAAUAUGGGGAAUGUCACGUCAAGUAUAAAGUUCGGGACGUACAGGGGUGCUUAUAAAGGAAUGACUGAAUCCCUUGCGUACGUUGGAGAUUGGAUGGGCGAGGAAAACUAA